UCUCAGCAUGCUUUUUCCGAUCAAUGCAUUAGCCAAGUAGAACCUUCUAGGUGUAGCGAAUAGUGACGUACAUUAUUCCCAACUGUUUAUGCUCAUUACAUAUUCCCGUCGAGUCGUCGAGCUAGAAACGGUGAAUGUAAAAAUAUGCUCUACGCUCGUAUUAACUUAGCAAACAUUACCAAGCGAGUUCAAGGAUGUGAAAAUCAUGCCAUAAAGAUGGAAAUCGCUUCCAAAGGUAGCGUACAAUAUUCUCGUAACUGGAGGUAUUGCUGGCUCCAUGGAGUAAUUAUUGAAUUUCUUUGGGACAGGUCACGACUUCCAUUUCAAUCCCUUCACUUAGUACGCCCGUAAAUAUUAAAACACGCCGUGCUCGCUCAUGAUACGUUCCGGAGAGGUCAUAAAUAUUUCCUAAACUAGUUAGGCGCGACUGCUGGCUGGUGGGCUGCACAGGUUGUCCUAAUUAUAUUUACGUCCAAUAAUUCCCAGUUGUAUCGUAACCGGUUGCUUUGAUUAAUACAAACCAUCUGUUCGUGAACGUGGCAGGUGACACAUGAUGUGCUCACUACUUUUGACAGCCAGUCCCAUCGAUCUAGUUUCCGCUCUUCUACGUUUUCACCCGUGUACGUAGCUUUUACGGCGAUCAUUUGCCAAUUGAAAAAUAAAUAAUUUUUAGCAUUUGUUCUUUAUGUGCCUCGAAAUACCCCGUGUGAUGAUUCCUAAAACCCCCCUCUCGCUGCAUUCGAGCUGUCGCCGCAGGGAUUCCCAGAGAUAUUUUCUAUGUUUUUUCCCAACCUAGAUGAGAGGAUAGAGCAAACAACAAAACACACAUACGUACAAUACACUCUCAUUCAUCCAUUUCACAUACACAUCCUUCGUUAUGCAUUGAGCAAGGGUAAACAAAUACAUAGAAGUGAGACUUAGCAAUACCGUCACGAGUUGGCCCCGGUUUCGGGAGAGGACGUAUCCCAGUUCCGGAGACUGAGCGCUGCCAAAGGAUACACGUUGUGUCGUUGCACACACAUCUAAAGCCACGCGGAUCUCGCGCAAACCAUGGAGGGAUGUUUCUCCCAGGCCCACGAUGAGUUUUAGUGGAGAGCGAGAAUCGUUAGCGCGAGGACGCGAAUUUUACAAUGAGUCGUACCGCAGUGUUAGACAAUUGCGGCGAUGUGGCUAGCCUAGCUCAGUAAAAAAAUACUCGUGUAGUAUAGUAAAGUACGGAAAUCUAACCUAUUCACGUGUUCACUCAAGCAAUAUCGGAUACUGUCGCGUUAAUGUCGGUUUCGGUUUGUCACAUAAAGUGUUGGGAGCUUUCUAAUCGCUGCUAGAAAGCCCAGCAUAUCUGACCGUCCCAUUUAGAAGUAUUGCGCAUCUUCAAUGAAAUAUGAUGAGAAUGGUUAAAACCGAAGACGACAAAGACACACGACGAUAACAACAUAAAAUCUAUAUCCCACUACUUUUGAAAUCGCGUGUGUAAUUGAGAAAUCAAUAAUCAUUCACUCUUCGCCGAAGUGUAACUUGCUCCGACCGCAUUAUCUACAACAUAUUUUUCUACAGUGCCGUCCUCUGAACGUCCCUAGUAGUGUUUCAAUAUUGAGGCGGAACGGAAACGGCACAGUUCAAUACGCGAGAGCUCCCACCCGAGCAUCCACACCAACGCAUGCAAAGAAAAUUUUACGUUUCUACGAAUCCUAGGAUCAAGCGUUGGAACUAUAGCUCCAGUAAACUCGGAGUGAAAGCGCCGAAGCGCGCGCCCUUAUGUAUGUGUGUGUGUGUGUUUGUGUAUGUUCGUGCGUUAGUUUAUGUGUGUGGAAGUGUGGGAGGAUGAGAUGCAGAGCAUAGGAGAGCGAUGUAUUUCGUAGUAGUGUGUAGAAAAUUCUCUCUCGCAACAUGAACACAUGCAUCAGGUACUAUUGUACAAACCUGAACAGAACAAAAACGAACAACACUUUUACCGUUUGCAAUAGGGUGGAUUUUCACGUUUUACGUACCCUGUUUCGUGACAUUCUUUGCGGCUGUGAAUUGCCAAAUUGAGGCGAAUUGGUUCAAUUUAACCAAUUUCGAUUGUGGUGGUAUUGGUGUUAGUGAUACACUACGAAACACGACACUUUGUCGUGAGGUCAGUUGCCUGUCACUCCCAUACUGUGUGGCAAAACAAUGCAACAUAGUUGAGGAGUGAUUAAAAAAGAAACAACAAAGAAGUUACACUUAGGUGCGUGCGCUUUUUGCGCCUUCUACUCAAGAAACCGGUCCAAGCACAAGGAAGCAUAUAUGAAUAAGGUUUACACCGAAGAAAGGAAAAUCAAACGAUCGUUAUCAUCGUGUGUCAUGAAGAUGAAUAGAGCACACAGUCAGGAUCAAACCAACAUACCGCUUAUAGUAACGACGAACGAGAUCGGAGCUAAACCGAGCUCAUCGACCGCGACUAGUCUAGACUCUGCGUUUAAAACCAAAUCCUGCCGUAGCUUUGUGCGCCAAUCGAAGCUAAGCCAUGAACAUCGCAACAAAUCUGUUCCCCAAAAUCUACAGGCGCAAGAAAAAUGGUCCAGUGUUCGGCUCAGUUCGGAUUCGAAGAAAAAUCAGAUCAAAAUUGAAAACCAUAUAUCCACCCACUCCAAUUUGAACCUCAAUGGGCUCAGUGGCGAGAAAGCUAAUUUGGGAAAAGAGUCAUCGCGAGGCUAGAACUAAAGCACAGGAACAAUGAGCGUGUGUACGAUUUGGUGCAGCUGCUAGCUAGCAUGAUGAUCGAGAGCUUUGUGAAUCAAUAUUUCAAUUCUAUUUCCAUAUCAAAUCCCACGCGAACCGCCACCGGCGACCGGUUAAUGCGGACUGCGAACGAAGCCGGAAGAAGAUGGAGAAAUCCUUGACUUUGCUGUUAAUUACACUCGGAACGUUGUUUUUUGUUCUCUCUUCUCUUUCCGGGUCGCCUCAAUGGCGCGUACUUGCAGGUUCUAUCACUGGGAGCUGACGUCCUGCCGGA
Molecule: messenger RNA, 2977 nt
Organism: Anopheles merus
Lineage: Eukaryota; Metazoa; Arthropoda; Insecta; Diptera; Culicidae
Exons: 3
Coding region: 2269-2679 (136 amino acids)
Source: RefSeq, a predicted model, not a curated record